Sphaerulina musiva SO2202 is the source of this 2149-nucleotide messenger RNA. RefSeq names its product GTP cyclohydrolase II. The record is from RefSeq and is a predicted model, not a curated record. Gene Ontology annotation, molecular function: GTP cyclohydrolase II activity. The transcript has 3 exons. Gene Ontology annotation, biological process: riboflavin biosynthetic process. Bases 176 to 1783 code for a protein of 535 amino acids. NCBI's taxonomy places the organism in Eukaryota, Fungi, Ascomycota, Dothideomycetes, Mycosphaerellales, Mycosphaerellaceae.
CCGACAUAUUCUCUGUUGUUCUCUACGUUUGGCUUGUGAUCAGCCAUAUUGUGACACCUAUACCAUCUCUUCGUCGAAACUCAUCACCCUCUUUCGGCCUGAUCAGACUCGCUUUCUCCCCCAACGUCUUGCCCCUCCCCCCGCCAGCAGCCUGUCCUUACCAUCAACAGACAAGAUGACCGCAAUACCAUCCGACAUGGCUGGCAAGCUAGACGUGAUCCUCGAGAAACUCACGAAGCUGGAACACGGACAGACCGAUCUACGGCAGAAUCACAACUCGCUGAGCUCUACCGUGGAGUCUAUCAACGGACGUGUCAAUGCCCUAGCUGGUGUCAAGCAGGCGCAGAAUGGGAUUGCUCACGAUGCGAGCUAUCCAAGCCCUCAUCUAGGCCCCAGCAGUCCGAAGCUUGCCCCCCAAGGACUUGCGGAGCGAGACAGCAUUGGUUCGAAUGACGCACUGGUUAAGGAUGCCAACAGCACUUCUACCGAGCAGGCAGCCUCACCUUCAGCCCGACGACCCAGCACGGUCACUUCAAAGAUCAUCCUCACCUCGUAUCCUGGUCAAGCAGGUGUAGAUCCUGCGCCUAUGGAAUGGGGCUCACGCGAUGCAGCCAAACGUGGUCCAGUAGUAGUCUCACGCAAUCCUUCUACCAUUCGGCGACGUAAUGCGAUUGGGGCUCACGGAGGCUCGUACAGUAUCUAUUACGCACUUGCAGUCGCGAGUAAGCAGAUGGACACUGAUCACAAGCCUGAUUUCACCAACACUGAGCCCGCUGCGGAUAUCGGACCGUUUCCUGCAUGGUAUGACCCCAAGAAAAUCGUUGCAAUGGAUCCUUGGGGACAUCUCGCACCGUGGUUGUACAAUGACUACAUCAAGAACGAGAAUGUCGAGAUUCGACCCACGAUCGCAGUGACUAAAGCGCAUAUGAUCUUGCCCGAACUUGCCGAAAGUGUACGCAAAGGUCGCUUGGUACCCGACGGAAAAAUCUGCCUGAACGAAUCUGGCGAGCUGAAUGUCACCAAAUUCGCAGUGGAGCCGACAUGGUAUCUACCCGGUGUGGCGGAACGUUUCGGCAUUGACGAGGGUAGUCUACGACGAUCGCUGUUCGAACAUACUGGUGGUAGCUACCCUGAGCUCAUCACUAGAAACGACAUCAAGCUGUUCCUUCCCCCGAUCGGAGGCCUCACUGUGUACUGCUUCGGGGAUCCGAAGAAGAUGAGCGACCCGAACUCCAAGCUUGCCCUGCGUGUGCACGAUGAGUGUAACGGGUCGGAUGUGUUUGGGUCAGACAUCUGCACGUGCCGGCCAUACUUGAUCUUUGGUAUCGAGGAAGCAGUGAAAGAAGCACAAAGAGGGGGUAGCGGCGUCGUCAUCUACUUCCGCAAGGAAGGUCGUGCGUUGGGCGAGGUCACCAAGUACUUGGUGUACAAUGCACGCAAGCGUGGUUCCGACAAGGCCAGUGAGUACUUCAAGCGAACCGAGAAUAUUGCUGGAGUGAAGGACAUGCGCUUCCAAGCGCUCAUGCCCGACAUUCUGCAUUGGCUCGGCAUUACUAAGAUUGACCGGAUGCUGUCCAUGUCCAACAUGAAGCAUGAUGCCAUUGUCGAGCAAGGCAUUCCGAUUCACGAGAGAGUGCCAAUUCCAGACGAGAUGAUUCCGGAGGAUAGCCGAGUUGAGAUUGAUGCCAAGAUUCAUGCUGGCUACUUCACCAACGGAAAGAUCAUGACGGUCGAAGAGCUCGACAACGUGCAAGGCCGAGCCUGGGAAGAUGUCGAUCAUUGAUGACCACGUACUUGGACAUAUGCAGAACUUGUCGUGACAAGCGAGGUCCAGAGCAAGGAAGCACUUCGAUACAGGUUUCAGCCCUUUUGGAAGUGCAGAUCAUAGAGCCCACCAGCUCAGAAGAAAAAGUGCGUGCAGCACAUGGGUGAGACUGUAGAUCCUCCCUUUCCUCAUGAUCAACGUAAGCCGCGUGAGCAUGAGCGUGAGAGUGAGCGUGAGCGCAAGAGAUGGAAAAAUAGGGUGUGUGAUGGAGAUGACGAGGACGACGAAAACGACGACGACAAUGAUGAUGAUGGUGAUGAUGAUUACCUUCAGUAUUAUUGCACUACCAAUGCCCAUCAACUGCUCCAAAGAGUGAAAUUUUCC